UUUGUUAGUUUCGGAGUUUUACACAUACCGUACAUAGAUUUUUUACGCGUAAAAAACUAGUUUUGUGCUCUGUAUUUUUUUUACUAGACUAUUCCUAAUUCCUGCAAUACAUUCUAUUACAGAAAUCUUUUUUCGAUCUGUCACUUUCCGCAUUAUCCGUCAUUUUGACAAUGCUUUGACAUAUUUCUAACCUCUAAAAUUGAUGUGAGUAACGGGAGUUUGUGUCAAAGUAUACUAUUCAUUUGUGAUUCUUGUUAUGUUUGGAGACUUUAAAAUAAAGUAACAUCUUUCUUAAAUCUGUAAAUACAAAAUAUUAUGGAUGAUGGAAGAUCUGAGAAGCAUGAAUUAAAGCAAAAUAGUCAUGACAAAGUAAAAUCCGUAGUCGCAGCGUAUUUGAACAAGAGACAAUUUGUCGAUGUUAAACCUAGGAAAUCUCCAAGAAAAGUUGUUUUAAAACAAGCUCUAUUAGAUAAUAGAAUAAGUAGGUGUAAUUCUAUUUUAUUCAGCUUUGAGAAUGACAAAGACAAUACAUUACUAAAUGAAUAUGGUUCAAUGUUUCAAAAAUUUGUAUAUUGGUUAAAAGACAAAAUUGAUACUAAACAACAGUGUAUGGAUGUGGAGCCGUUAGUUGGACCCUUAUUUUGCCACUUGUAUCUAGAUUUACAGGACAGUGGUCAAGCCCAAUUAGCUAAUUCAUUUUACAUGAACCAUAUUGCUAAAGUAGAUGAGUCAAAAUGUGACGAAACAGUAAGGAAUUUACUUAAAAGCAUACACAAUGCUGAUCUAAGAGCAAAGUUUAGAUCAGCCAAGGUAGUUGUAGAUAUAAAUGCAGAAUCCUUAUUACUGUUAAGGAAGUUUGUUACUCAGACUUGUCACGUAAUUUUUCUUCACGCAUUACAGACAUGGUUUGAGCUGAAAACUACUAAAAUAAAACAACAGGAGUCUUGUAAAACCAGUGUACCAAAAUCUGAUAAAUUUCAUGAAGAACGUCAAUUAAUUGAGGUAGUAAAUAAGGAUGUGAAUGAUGAAUUAAUGAAAUUGCAUAAUGCAAUUCAGUCAGUUCAAAAGUUGCCUCUUGGCUUAUGUAAUGUUGGAAUAGUGAACAGUAAAUUUGAUAUUAGUUGCGGAUUAAUCAAAAGACAGGCUGGAUUAAUGGCUUAUGCAGAAAGCAAUGCAUUGUUGGUAAAGUCCAUAAAAGCUUUAGAUCCACCAUUUGGAUAUGAGGACCUGGGUCAUAUUAAGUUCACAAAUCAUUCUAGACAAAUUUACUGUGUUAGUCUUUCAUCAAACAAUGAUAUUUUAUGUACAGGAUCGGCAGAUCACACUAUUUCUAUAUAUAGCCUUAAGAAACUCAAGAUUCUCAAGAAAUUAUUAGGGCACCUGGGCCCUGUUUACACCAUAGCCUUAAGUCCAGAUUCAAAAUAUUUAUUAUCAGGAUCAGCAGAUACUACAGCGAGAUUAUGGAGUUUGCAGACAGGCAGACUAUUAAGGGUAUUUGCUGGACAUUUUCAGGCAAUUACUUCAGUUGACUUUCAUCCAAACACUCUUUAUGUAGCUACUGGUUCAGCUGAUAGGAAUGUGCGGCUGUGGUCCUUACAAAAAGGAGACCCUGUCAGGUUAUUCCAUGCUGCCAGGAAAGAAGUUUACUCCGUAGCCUUUGGUCCAAAUGGAUAUCUCUUAGCAGCCGCAAGCGAUGAUAAAGUAGUAAGAGUAUAUGAGUUAGCGUCUUCCAAAGUUGUACAUGAAUUUAGAAAUGAGGAAUCAGUAACCUGCUUAUUAUGGUCUAGCAACAGUAAAGAGCUGUGUGGUGGGACGUUAUCAGGUGUAGUAAAAGUUUGGGACUGCAGCCUUAAGGACAAGGAAAAAGAGAUAAAAGACGAGAGAGAUCAUACAAGGGGCAAGAAGUAUAAUGAUUCAAUCUUUCGGAGAAAUACUAAUGGUCGAAUACUUUCUUUAGAAUUUAGUUUAGGUACAUGGGCAUGCCUCACUGUUCCAAAACUAGGACAUUCUCCCGUUGAUACUUCAUAGAUCUCUUUGUAUACAUAUUAUAGUAAUUAAGCAAUUUGACAAGAGUACAAUUUUUUUUUCGUUAUUAUUUGGCAAUUCAGUAGGAUGUUUUUAAGUACUUAAUAUUGUUUCACAAUCACGUUUUUAUUGUUAACAAUAUUACUGAGAAAAAUGUAUCUUUUUUUUUGAAACUGUGUAGCUAAGUAAGAUAUAUUUCUAGUGAAUUAUGAAUGAUUGCAUAAAAGUUUAUUUCAGUUGAAUCAAAUUAUUGUUUAUUGGAAAUAAUUUCCAAUUAUUAAUUCAAGGGACUUUUGUUAAAUGACGAAUUAAAAUCUUUUUGUUGAAAAUUACAAUUAAUUUUUCUUAUUGUAUUAAACUAUUGUUAAUUGAAUAGUAAACGGUUUUUAUUUUAUUACUUGUAGUAUUUUGUAAGAUGUUUUUGAAUCUUAAAUAUUAUUCGCAUUCCGUUUGUAUUGUUAACAAUAUUACUGAGAGAGAUGUAUCUUAUUUUUACAGCAAUAUCUAAUGUAUAUAUAUUUCUAGUCAUUUAUGAAUCAUUGCAUAAAAAUCAUUUCCAUUGUAUCAAAUUGUCAUUGACUAAAAAGAAUUGGCAGUUUUUAAUUCGAAGGUUUUUUUAUUAGAUAAAUUGUGAAAAUAAUUCCACUGAUGAUAAUAAACGUUUAUUUUAUUAAUUAUAA
Molecule: messenger RNA, 2705 nt
Organism: Sitophilus oryzae (rice weevil)
Lineage: Eukaryota; Metazoa; Arthropoda; Insecta; Coleoptera; Curculionidae
Product: TAF5-like RNA polymerase II p300/CBP-associated factor-associated factor 65 kDa subunit 5L
Exons: 1
Coding region: 316-2028 (570 amino acids)
Biological process (GO): transcription initiation at RNA polymerase II promoter
Cellular component (GO): transcription factor TFIID complex
Molecular function (GO): RNA polymerase II general transcription initiation factor activity; protein binding
Source: RefSeq, a predicted model, not a curated record